This is a messenger RNA of Macroventuria anomochaeta, 762 nucleotides long. RefSeq lists its product as uncharacterized. The record is from RefSeq and is a predicted model, not a curated record. The annotation marks the transcript as partial. The transcript is spliced from 3 exons. Lineage: Eukaryota; Fungi; Ascomycota; Dothideomycetes; Pleosporales; Didymellaceae.
UGAAGCGCAGUCUGUGCGCAUGUUGACCGUCCACUCACUUCUAUGUCUCUUCUGCUAGCGUCUGUGCUCACAUUCGUACACACAUUCACCAAACUUGUCUUUUGCGAAACCUUCUUCCAGCUUAUCCCCUACCACCUCACAACCUGUAGCCAUUAACACCUUCUCCAACAACGCCCACUUCCUCACUGACACUCCGGAAUACCUCCAGCACUCUUCACAACACCCCAAUGCUCCCGCGCACCAACGCACGACUUUGCCGCGUCCGCCUCUCUCACACUGAGGAGGAAGUCCAAGUCGCUGUCGCCGCCGUCCAGCAACAGCAACGGCAGCAACAGCAACGGCAGCAGCAACAACAACAACAACAACAACAACAACAACAACAACAACAACAACAACAACAACAACAGCAGCAAGUUGCGCUCUGGCAGCGUCUCCCUGGCCUGCGCCCACCACCAGGUCGUCAAGCUCGCGAGCCCGCCUUCGCGCUGCAUAAUCAACCAACCGGCAUCAUGCAUGGUCAAGGUCAAGGCCCUGCUGAGCGCUGGGUGCAAGUGCCCAUCAGCAUCCGGCUGAUGAACGAGAUUUGUGAUGCCAUCAGCAUUGGUAGUGACUUCGCUUUCUGGAGCGGACUCAUCGUCAUCGUCAUCGUGCUCAUUGGACUGAUGAUCUGGUACUCUGAGUAGGCUGACGACCUCCAGGGUGUGACAAGACGAUGCCAGAGAAAGGAAGAGAAGGGCGAAAGGUCUCAGGACUGCAACUGGU